AGUUUGAAACUGUUUAACAAGUGUUAUUUUGCUGAUUCCAUAUACAUGGUGUACCUCCAUAACCUAUUGUUUAGAGAGCACAUUCAUCUUAGUUUAAUGAAUAGCAAUAAGGCAAUUCAUCUAACGACUAACAGCUUGAGGUGCUGUUGUUAAGACUAUAACAUUAAAUAUUUUAAUUAGUGCAAGAUAAGUUUUGGGGGUUUAAAUUAGAGCACUCCUAAAAUUAUUAACACUAAGUUCCAUCCCAAUAGCAUUCAACAUAAUUUUUUAAACAGUUAGACUAUGUAUUCAAAUUUUUGCAUGGUACAGGUUCACAUAUUUUUUUGCUUGAAUUCCAUUAGCAUUAUUCAGUAUUGUAAUUACUUCCACAUGAAUAUUCAUGAAAUUAUGAACAUUCACAUUAAUUAGUGAUUUAAAUAGUCAAUUA
Paramecium sonneborni is the source of this 427-nucleotide messenger RNA. Lineage: Eukaryota; Ciliophora; Oligohymenophorea; Peniculida; Parameciidae. The record is from the annotation of a GenBank genome assembly.